GUUCCGUCUUGAGGGCCCGAGCGCGGCCGUCAGGUGAGGUGGAGGAGGUGACGGAAGAGUUCUGGACGCAAAGCCGGAGCCGGGCGGCACUUAGCAGCAGCAAUAGCAGGCGGCGGCGGAGGAGGCCAUGGCGGCAGCAGCAGGAGCCUACGAGAACCUGAAGCUGCACAUAACGCCAGAAAAGUUUUACGUGGAAGCUUGCGAUGAUGGAGCAGAUGAUGUACUUGCCAUUGAUAGAGUCUCUACGGAGGUCACUCUUACAGUUAAGAAAGAUGUUCCGCCUUCAGCAGUUACAAGGCAAAUAUAUGGUAUUUUGGGAACAAUUCGUCUAGUGGCAGGCACAUACCUUAUUGUAAUAACAAAAAAGAGAAAAGUAGGCGAAUUUUUCAAUCAUGUAGUCUGGAAAGCAACUGACUUUGACAUCCUCUCUUACAAAAAGACAAUGCUACAUUUAACUGAUAUUCAGUUACAGGACAAUAAGGUCUUUUUAGCAAUGAUUAGUCAUGUAUUGAGCGUGGAUGGAUUUUAUUUUUCUACAACGUAUGAUUUAACGCAUACCUUACAACGAUUGGCUAAUACCAGUCCGGAGUUUCAAGAAAUGAGCUUGCUAGAGAGGGCAGAUCCACGGUUUGUAUGGAACGGGCAUCUUCUUAGAGAAUUCGCUGCUCAGCCUGAGAUCCAUAGAUUUGCUACUCCAGUUAUGCAUGGAUUUAUUAACAUGCACUCUUGUUCCAUUAAUGGAAAAUAUUUUGACUGGAUUCUUAUUUCCCGAAGAAGCUGUUUCAGGGCUGGUGUGCGCUACUAUGUCAGAGGUAUUGAUUCCGAAGGGCACGCAGCUAAUUUUGUAGAAACGGAACAAAUUGUACAUUACAAUGGGAGCAAAGCUUCUUUUGUCCAGACACGUGGAUCAAUUCCUUUUUUCUGGUCACAGAGACCAAACCUCAAAUAUAAACCCCGGCCACAGAUCAGCAAAACAGUAAAUCAUAUGGAUGGCUUCCAAAGACACUUUGAUUCUCAGAUUAUUAGCUAUGGAAAACAAAUGAUUGUUAAUCUGGUUAACCAGAAGGGCUCAGAAUUGCCUCUUGAGCAAACAUUUUCAAAAAUGGUAAACAGCUUGGGAAAUGGAAUGGUCAGAUAUAUAGCUUUUGAUUUCCAUAAAGAAUGCAGUCAUAUGAGGUGGGAUCGGCUCCAGAUUUUACUAGAUCAACUUGCUGAACAACAAGAUGAAUUUGGCUAUUUCCUCGUUGAUUCUGAUGGAAAGGUGGUGAUGCAGCAAGAAGGAAUAUUCCGUAGUAACUGUAUGGAUUGCCUGGACCGAACGAACGUGAUUCAGAGCCUUUUAGCACGCCGCUCUCUCCAAGCACAGCUGCAGAGAUUAGGUGUUUUGCAUGUUGGCCAGAGACUUGAAGAGCAAGCAGAAUUUGAGAAACUUUAUAAAAAUGCAUGGGCCGAUAACGCAAAUGCUUGUGCCAAACAGUAUGCCGGAACGGGUGCCUUAAAGACAGACUACACAAGAACUGGAAAGAGAACUCAAUGGGGCCUACUAAUGGAUGGGUGGAACUCCCUAAUUCGUUACUACAAAAACAACUUUUCUGAUGGAUUCAGACAGGAUGCUAUAGAUCUGUUUCUUGGAAACUAUUCAGUGGAUGAAGUAGAUUCUCUUAGUUCUCUUCAUGUACAGAAAGACUGGAAAUUUUUGGCUUUGCCUAUUAUUAUGGUGGUUGCUUUCUCAAUGUGCAUUAUCUGUUUGCUUAUGGCUGGUGACACAUGGACAGAGACCCUGGCCUACGUGGUGUUCUGGGGAAGUGCAAGCUUUGGAACUCUUGCUAUCAUCCUUUACAAUGGCAAAGAUUUUGUAGAUGCCCCCAGACUGGUCCAGAAGGAGAAGAUGGACUGAAUUUGUGUGUGUGGAAAGCGGCUUGGUAGGGAUGGCUCCUCAAGCCACACCUGGAGUCUCUACUGACCUGCUUUCCACACCAGCUUGUGGUCUUUUUUAGCUUUCAUCUUUGCAGGGUGAAAAAGUGGAUCCAGCUUAUUACUUGGUGGAGGGAAUUGACUCUUUUGGUUCUAUAGUCACAAUGAUCUUAGGAGUAUUGCAUUUGCUGGAGAGCUUGCACAGCUAGUCUUGGGGAGAUUAAGAGACAAAAACAAAAUAACACUGUGGCUCUAUAGAGUGUUAACUGGAUUCAGGUUUGCCAAGCUUUACAGCUCAGCAGCAUAAUAAUGUAAAAAAUUUGAUAUAGCUCAGCUUUUUAAAGAAGUCGCUGUUCUUCUGAUGUAUCAAGAGAUCUAGCCGCUGGUGGGUUAUAUUAAGGUAGGUCUAAGCUACAUUAUCUGAUACUAGUCAAAGCCUUGAUAGUUAACAAUAACAAAUAUUGCUGCUGAACUAAACUUCUAGUUGAGUGCCCUUGUAGUCAAGAGAAGAGUUAAAGUUUGCAAGUCCAGAGUUGUAUGUUUUUGUCCCCCCUAUACCCUGCAAAUGCAUUUGCAUUUUUCUAAAUGGAGAGAAAGAGUGAUUUCCCCCCUCCCCCAUCAAAAGGCAAGUCUCUCCUGCCAGUUUUGAGAUAAUAGUGAUGCAAUAUUCUGUUAAAUCAUUGUUCAGAGGAUGAGGUGUACAAUUUACUUGGUUUGGAACAUGUCUUGUGCUGCUUUAAUGAAUACAGUCCUUAAACUUAGAUGAAACAUUGCAGUGUGAUUCAAAUUGUUUUGUCUUUUUAAAGAUGUAAAUGGAAUCAAAGAAUGUAAAACUGCUUAUAUGAACCCUCUCAUGCUAAAGGUCCAAAGUGUUUGUUUCUUUCUGAAGAGUCUCAAAUGUAGAAGGUAUUUCUUAAUUUGGCAAACCAACUGCUACUUACGCUGCCUUGGUUUUAGUCGGGAUCACCUGUGGAAGAGAGAAUACACAUUUGAUGCAUUUUCUUGGGCUAAAUCCCAUGUUUGCACUUGGGAUUAGCAUUAGCUUGCUUUUUGUGCAUGCCGUCAUUAUAUUUCUCUAAAAUUGUAACUUUCUCUGAAAACGACUAAGCUAUAAGAAUACCCUUGCGCUGGUUAUCAAUAAAUGUGUGUCUCAACUUUAGUGCUUCCAGGCUUUAUAUUAAAACUAGAUCUAAAUCAAGGACCAAUUUUAAAAUACUUUUGUCAUCUGUUUUCUAAUUACUUGAAUUGGCUUCAGGUGCUGUGCAUUAUUAUAUUCUUGUAAUUACAGCUGUAUAUUCAAGUUUGCAAUUAUGAAUAUAAAUAUUAGAAGAACGUGUAGAUAGCCAGGGUUAAUACAGUUUCACUCCAAGCUAAAAUAUGACUCACUGCUGCAGUGUUUUCAUUGUAUGACAAUUGAACAUACUGUACAAUCUUUGCAAAUGUCAACUGCUUGUCUUAAUCUUUGAAGGUUUGAGGGCCUCUUUGGUUUUGUUUAAAUAUUAUCUACUAAGUCACCUGUAAUACAUGCAGUUCCUGUUUGCUUUUUAGCUGAUGCAGUAGAAAGAAUGGUUAGUGGAGUUCAAAAACUAAAAUCCAAGUUGUCCACUCAAAUUUGUGGACAAUAUAGGCAGGUAAUGCAUUUAAUGUAUGGUUCCAUUGUCAGAUGGUGUCUUUUUUUAAUGACUCCUACUUGAUCCUUAUAAUGUAUUUCCCAUUUAAAACUGGUUGCAAUAUAAUGUAUUUCUCAUUAAAAACUGGUUGCAAUGAAGAAGAGAACUGGGCUGCUAGCAUUGCUAGAAUAGAGCUACAUAUCUAGAGGCUUGAUGGUUAGAACGAUGUCUGUAUUCCAAUGCUUUGCAAAGAGGUUGCAUUUCUAAGUCCACCUACAAAGUACUCAAACGAUAAUAAAACUUCAAUCUUUUCUACAUACUGA
Elgaria multicarinata webbii is the source of this 3847-nucleotide messenger RNA. It is a transcript of the gene SACM1L, whose product is annotated as SAC1 like phosphatidylinositide phosphatase. NCBI's taxonomy places the organism in Eukaryota, Metazoa, Chordata, Lepidosauria, Squamata, Anguidae. Gene Ontology annotation, molecular function: phosphatidylinositol-4-phosphate phosphatase activity. Bases 128 to 1897 code for a protein of 589 amino acids. Gene Ontology annotation, biological process: phosphatidylinositol dephosphorylation. The record is from RefSeq and is a predicted model, not a curated record. The transcript has 20 exons. Gene Ontology annotation, cellular component: endoplasmic reticulum.